Molecule: messenger RNA, 2258 nt
Organism: Trematosphaeria pertusa
Lineage: Eukaryota; Fungi; Ascomycota; Dothideomycetes; Pleosporales; Trematosphaeriaceae
Product: asparagine synthetase
Exons: 8
Coding region: 284-2059 (591 amino acids)
Cellular component (GO): cytosol
Molecular function (GO): asparagine synthase (glutamine-hydrolyzing) activity
Source: RefSeq, a predicted model, not a curated record
CGAACUGCUCCCAUCCCGCGGCCUGGCUGCAUCGUUCUUUGCAUGUCUCGCAGCCAGCGUGAAGAUGAGAUGAUCACACGGGCAUUGGCGGCUCUAAGCGCGUCUGUCGGACGUGGGUAUGGGUAGUGGGGCAAAGCCGAAGGGUCUCCGUGAGUCAAGCGGCUUUACAACAAUUUCUCUUCAGCCAAGUCGAAGUCGCACCAUGCCCUCUACAUAAGUCGCCAGUCUCCCCGCCGGACUCGAUCCUCACUUCCUCACCUCGCUUUCCUCCCCGGCCGCCAACAUGUGCGGAAUCUUCGCCUGCUACCGGCACCCGGAUGUGCAGAAAUUCAAGACGACGGCCCUGAAGAUGGGCAAGGCCGUCCGGCAUCGGGGCCCAGACUGGAGUGGCAACUGGAUCGCGAACGAUACCAUUUUGGUCCACGAGCGUCUGAGCAUCGUCGGCGUCGACUCUGGCGCGCAGCCGCUGGUCAACGACGAGGAAACCGUGUCUCUGGCCGUCAAUGGCGAGAUCUACAACCACCGCAUCAUCCGCAAAACACUCAAGAAGCCGUACAACUUCAAGACACACUCGGAUUGCGAGGUCAUCAUUCCGCUGUAUCUGCAGCAUGGCAUCGACGCACCGCGACACCUGGACGGCAUGUUCUCCUGGGUCCUUCACGAUAAGGUCCAGGACCGAGUUAUCGCCGCACGCGACCCCAUUGGCAUCACUUCCUUCUACCUGGGAAGGUCGAGCAAGACGCCAGGAGCUGUCUUUUUCGCCUCAGAGCUGAAAUGCCUGCACCCCGUUUGCGACGACAUUAUGUCCUUCCCUCCCGGCCACGUCUACGACUCCAAGACCGACAAGUUGACCCGGUAUUUCGAUCCCAAGUGGCUUGUAGAGCCCGACAACAUCCCGACGAACCCCGUAGACUACAAGGAACUGAGAGAAACACUGGAGAAGUCGGUGCGCAAGCGGUUGAUGGCUGAGGUCCCGUAUGGUGUGCUCCUGUCUGGAGGUCUUGAUUCGAGCUUGGUCGCUUCUAUUGCACAGAGGGAGACACUCCGGUUGAAUGGGCAGGCGAAGAAGCGCAUGACAGCCACCAACGGAACCGCCACCAACGGGGUGCAGAAUGGAUGGGAGGUAGAUGGGCAUGCUACCGGUCACCUCGUGGGUAUCGAUGACUCCAACGAACUGGCCACCGUCCAGAAACUCCCCCAAUUGAACUCGUUCUCAAUUGGUCUUCCCGGCGCUCCCGAUGCCGUUGCCGCUAAGGAAGUGGCAGAGUUCCUCGGAACUAAGCAUCACACAUUUACCUUCACGAUCGAAGACGGCCUCAACGCGCUGUCGGACGUCAUCUUCCACCUGGAGACCUUUGAUGUAACUACUAUUCGCGCCUCAACACCCAUGUUCUUGCUCAGCCGCAAGAUCAAAGCCAUGGGCGUGAAGAUGGUGCUCUCAGGAGAGGGAAGCGACGAGAUCUUCGGUGGCUACCUCUACUUCCACGCCGCGCCCGACAAAGCCGCGUUUCACCAGGAGACGAUUAAGAGGGUCGGCAACCUGCAUUUGGCCGACUGUCUGCGCGCCAACAAGUCCACCUCAGCCUGGGGUGUAGAAGCCCGCGUCCCCUUCCUCGACAAGCAGUUCCUCAACGUCGCCAUGAACGUCGACCCCGCCGAGAAGAUGAUCACCAAGGAUCGCAUCGAGAAGUACAUCCUCCGCAAAGCAUUCGACACCACAGACGAGCCGGACACGAAGCCCUACCUCCCCGACAAGAUCCUGUGGAGACAGAAGGAACAGUUUUCGGACGGCGUGGGCUACGGCUGGAUCGAUGCGCUCAAGGACAACGCUGAGCUGCAUGUCACAGAUGAGAUGAUGAAGAACCCCAAGCCGGAGUGGGGUGGCGAUAUCCCGGAUUCGAAGGAAGCUUAUUGGUAUCGGUGUAUGUUCGACGAGCACUUCCCGAGCUAUUGCGCGAAGACGGUCAUGCGUUGGACGCCGACGUGGAGUAAGCAGACGGAUCCGUCUGGACGUGCCGUCGCCAUCCACAACCAAAAGUACCAGUCCCCUGCCAACUAACUACUCUCGUCACGACCAAGAUUGUAGCCGUCAACCAAAAAGUUAGCUGCUUCACCGCAUUUCCUUCAGAUAUCUGUCAUUACCAGCGUUCCGGAAUUUUGGCGUGACUGCGCGAAGGGGUUCCUGUCUUUUCCGGCGCUCAUAGACCGUUUUUCUUCACCGAGACUGACUGCAUCAUGGCACCUAAUGAUGGGCAGGG